AUGGACGAGUGGAUUGUAUCCUCUGUCGAUCUUGGUGGGAUGGUUGAAGUGGAUGAAAACUCUCUUCAACAAUCUAUGGAUAAAAAUAAAGAAGACACAAAGGUAGAUCGGAGCUUGCAAGAAAAACAGAGGCAACUAAGAAAGGCCCACUUAGCAGAUGAUUUAAAUGAUCGUCUCUCACAUCGUCCAGGCCCAUUGGAGUUAAUCAAAGGCAACAUUCUUCAGGCUGAUGAGAAGUUUACACAAGCAGUCAAAGAGGGGCAGAUUCCAUUCAAGAAAACAUGUGAAGGGGAGAUUUGUAAACACCCACCAGCUAGCUUUAGGAUUGAGGAAGACAGCAGCAGUGAAGGAGCCCUUUCUCCACACCAAGAUAUCAGUGACCAAUCACAGAACAGUUUCACACCUUUAGAAACAAGUCAGUCUUCACCUCUUGCCAAUGUAGAAUUUAAAGAUUCCAAGGAUGACACUCAACUGACUUCCCUCUCUUCUUCCUCUAGCUCAGCUGUUUCACCUGCCUGGUCUCAAACUUUCAACCUUCCCAUUAGCCAUAUUCAGUCACCCACUCGAACAGUUUUUUCCAUUGCUGAUCAGAAAUUCAGUCCACCAGUUAGCCAGAUUCGGUCUCCCUCACAAACAAGCUUUCCUUCUGCUCGGCAUCAGGAGGAGGGUCGAACCCAGGAGUCCAACAGUAGCUCCAGUAAGAGUCGAAAGAAGUCCAAGUCUAAAUCUCAGUCCAAAACUAAGACCAUUAAAUUUCAUGAAUACAAGGGUCCGCCAAGUGCCCAGAAAUCAACAUCGCCUUCUUCAGCAACUUCUGAAAAUUCCUAUGAAUUGUUACUUCAACAGCAGCAGUUGUUUCUACAGUGGCAACUUGAGUGGCAGCAGAAGUACCCCCAAAUCAUACUUUCUUCUCCCCAGAAUCUCUCUGAGGAUCAUGGUCAGUUCAUGACCACUGGCCAUAUGUAUAUGUCUGGACAAAAUAUGCAUACUCCCAAUCAAGAAAUUAAUCCUAUAUCUCAACGACCACUGAAUAAACUAGAGGACAUGAAAGUGAGUGAUCUGAAGGCAGAGCUGAAGAAGAGGAACCUCCCAGUUUCAGGGGCUAAGCCCCACCUUAUAGAACGACUGAAGACAUAUCUUGAAGGAAGCAACCAGAUAACAACAUCUGGUUCAACAGAGGUUUCAACCACUAGAAGUAACAGUGUCCCUUGUAUGCCCAUUGGUGUUGGAGGUAUAAUUCUAGACACCCUUCCCAGCAUUCCACAACAAACUGUUGCUGACAGUCAGCUGUCUUCAGUUUCAUCUGUUGUUGCUAUGGAUACUACUUCAUCUAUGUCAGUCUUAUCAAGUCCUGAAACUCUCUACAAUACUUCAACUGGUGUAGAGCAGGCGACAGAACCACGCCCUGCUUCAGUUGUGCCAAUGGAUAUAGAUGAUAACUCUACACCAGAUGGAACAAACCAGAUGGCUGAUGUAGAUAUUGUUAAAAUGCAGCAAAGAAGAAUUCAAGAAUUAUACUUAGAAUUGCAAAGAUCUAAACUCCAGCUGCAGCAACAACAGACCAUGAUGCAACACCAACAACAAGCUAUUCAGCCUACAGUAACUGCUGCUGUAGCCAUUCCAAUAACCAAUUCAACACUCCCAUCUGUAGCUGUUACCACAAUGUCUGCAUCAGUUCCAGGAAACUCCCAAGAUCUAAAGCUGAACCAACAUCAAUUGUUACAUCUUCAUCACCAACAAGUUGUAUCAAGUUGUCCAAACAUUCCUCCCACAAACAGUUUGGUGGAAACCAACUUUGGAAGAUUUCUUCAACCCUGCCAUCCAAUUGUUACAAGUGAUCCAAUUCAUCCUUCAUCUCCCACGGCCACAGUCAUGAGCAGUCAACUUGCUUCUUCUCACACGGCCACUGCUACCGAACCAAUAAAUUCAUUCCCAGGAAUCACUCCUGUCAUUUUCUGUCAAACCAGUGAUAUGAGUCCUACCAUUUCAUCAGUUAACAAACAUCAGGCUAAUUCUGUUCCUAAUGGCAUAGGUCACCAAAAGACUACAUCCCUUCCAAACUUUAAUUCAAUGUUGAACAUUGUACAAAAAAGCCCCAGCAAAAUGAGUACAGAACCUCAGUUUUUCAUGACUGUACCUGUACCAGAUCAUAAUGAAGCUGCCAAACAACUGGUUCAUCAUAAACAGUUUUAUCUGACAACUUCUAACCAACAGAGAUCAAAACCUGUCAAAAGCCAAGCUGUUGAUGAUGUCUUGGAAAUCUUGAUUAAAAGUGGAGGUACAGUGUUUCCUAGUCUCUAAUGUUCUAGUAAGAGUAGGUACAGUGUUUCCUAGUCUCUAAUGUUCUAGUAAGAGUAGGUACAGUGUUUCCUAGUCUCUAAUGUUCUAGUAAGAGUAGGUACAGUGUUUCCUAGUUUCUCUAUUGUUCUAGUAAGAGUAGGUACAUUGUUUCCUAGUUUCUA
Messenger RNA from Limulus polyphemus (Atlantic horseshoe crab), 2462 nucleotides. RefSeq names its product MKL/myocardin-like protein 2. The record is from RefSeq and is a predicted model, not a curated record. The transcript has 12 exons. The coding region runs from base 1 to 2301 and encodes 766 amino acids. Lineage: Eukaryota; Metazoa; Arthropoda; Merostomata; Xiphosura; Limulidae.